AUGGCAGUACAGGACAAGGAGUUCCUUCAAUGGCCCAGACCUAUGAAAGCUGAAGUAAACCAGCGAGAUCCUGACAAAUACUGUCAGUAUCAUCGUAUACAUGGCCAUGACACCAACAACUGCUACCAGUUGAUUGGUGAGAUCGAGAGACUGAUAAAAAGGGGACACCUCAAAAACUUUGUGAAGAAAUCGGAGGGACAAAGGCCUCAGCCCAACCUAGCGGUGCAAACACCUAGGAGAGCAAGAGCAGGACCAGUAAAUGAUGGGUCCAGUGGGACCAUCAACAUGAUUGUCGGAGGGUUAGGAGGUCGGAUGAGCCGAAGGGGAAAAAAGAGGAGUCGAGAGGGAGAAAGUAGUAGUGCCGAAGUCAUGCAGGUCGUCGAGCAUUCUCCAGUGGCCAUCACUUUCUCUCCGGAGGAUGCUCAAGGUGUUCAGAUGCCUCAUGACGAUGCCCUUGUUAUUGAAGCCAUCAUCCACAACUACUGGGUAAAAAAGAUCUUGAUGGAUGAUGGGAGUAAGGUGAAUUUGCUGCCCUACAGGGUUUUCCAGCAGAUGGGAAUCUCGGAAGAACAAUUGGUCCGAGACCAAGCACCGGUCAAAGGGAUUGGAGGAGUCUCAGUGCCCGUGGAGGGAAAAGUAAAGCUGGCUCUCACUCUAGGAGAAGCGCCAAGGACUCGCACUCAUUUCGCGGUAUUCUUAGUGGUCAAACUCCCCCUAAGCUACAACGCGAUACUGGGAAGACCUACACUGUUUGAUUUCGAGGUUGUCACCAGCAUCAGAUACUUGGCCAUGAAAUUCCCAACAGAGGCAGGAGUGGGAGUAGUCCGGGAAAGUCAGGAAGAGGCGAGAGUAGUGUACCUAGCCACAGUGUCAGAGCCAAGCUCGGCAGGAGAGAAGCUCGACUCAGAGGUGCUAGAGGUUAGGGACGAGAAGAAAGAGGCUAGAACAGAGCCGGUCGGAGAGUUGGAGACUUUUUCCUUAUCAGAAGCAGAGACAAAUAAGGUCUUCAGUCUUAACACCGGCCUCACUAAAGAGCAGAAAACGGAGGUCAUGACCCUGACCCGAGGUCACGCAUCAAGCUUCGCCUAG
Manihot esculenta (cassava) is the source of this 1089-nucleotide messenger RNA. RefSeq lists its product as uncharacterized. The record is from RefSeq and is a predicted model, not a curated record. The transcript has a single exon. NCBI's taxonomy places the organism in Eukaryota, Viridiplantae, Streptophyta, Magnoliopsida, Malpighiales, Euphorbiaceae. The coding region runs from base 1 to 1089 and encodes 362 amino acids.